UCAACAUCAACACUCCACCGACCGCCGACCGCCGACCGCCGACUCGACGCUCGUGGAUAUCAAUAGAUCUCUCUCGAUCUGCACCGGCAUCGCCUUUUGUGCCGCCAGCCAACAUCCAUCGGUCCGCCUCCCAGCCGCCGAUCUUGGACUCGUCGCUCGAUUUCGAUCCGCCAGCUGCACCUCAUGAUCGGUCGUUGCUGUUUUGCUGGGCAAAUGCCUGGACGGAGCCUGGCAUUUCUCCUGAAAUCACACUCCCGAACGCUCUCGACAUCGAGCGCGCCGACCGUGUGGAUCAUAUCGGCCGGAGACGUCGCCGGAGACAAGCAAGCGAUGGCCCUGGCCACGAUCGGCCAGCUCGGAAAGCCCAUCAAGAAGAAUAUUGUGCCUUCCAAACGCAUCAGCUGGCUCUACCCAGUAUUUCAAAAGAUCAUCAUGGACCGACGCACCAACAAACUCGAAAAGUCCGAGCAGUUUGACAAGUUGAGGCAGCUCCAACCCCUGCCGUGGUAUCUCGAGUCACCCUCGAACGAUGUUCUCUCGGAGCCGCUCCCGGACUAUGUGAUCUCGUCGUGCCCGUCAACGACCCUGGCUGCUCUGCAAGUCAAGGCGGCUUCCCGCGGAGCAACCAAAGCCAUUCAUCUCCAGCAGCCGUUUGUCAACAUGGAGGUCUAUGAUGCCCUGGUGAUCCAGAAGCACCUGUGGCCGCUGCUUGCACUGUCGUCGAAUCUGUCGAGAUCGGGCUCUGUUAUUGGCACCAAGCUCUGUUUGAACGGAAUCACAUCCGAGGCCCUGGAGCAAGCCGCACGGAAUGAGUCUGUCUUGCCGGCCGCUUUCUACUUGCCAGACAAGGAGUCGCCCAUCUUUGCUGUUCUGAUCUCAGCAAUGCACAACAUCAACUUUACUUGGUUUUCGGACGAGACUCGGCGACUCGUCCAGCAACUCGAUCGACUCUACAGGGUCCACAAUGCUCGUAUCGCAAUGACAUUUACUCGCAAGACACCCGAGACCGUGAGGGGAGCCAUCCGCCAGUGGGCAGAGAGCGUCCAGGACAGCGAGAGAGUGUACCUCUGGGACGGCACCGGCGAGAAUCCGUACGAAACGAUGCUGGCCCGAGCGACUCAUAUCGCGGUCACUGCUGAUUCGAUGAUGAUGACCUCGGAAGCCCUCAUGUGCAGGAAACCCGUGUACAUCAUCGGCACCAACAAGUGCAAGUCGGACCUGCAAAAGUUCCACAAGUCCCUGGUCGUCGCCGGCCAUGCUCGGCCAUUUCUGCCAAGUCGUCUGCCCCCGGACGUUGACCUCGACUUUGGCGUCGUGAUGGAGGAGAACAGCGAAGGCGAGGAUCCAUUCAGUGACAUUGGCGAUCACAAGUCGUGGCAGUGGUGGAGGGAGAAUGAGACGGCAGAUGCCGGCCGGGCGAUUCGCGAGAUGCUGUCGUCCAAGUAGAGCAAAUACGCCCAUGAAAUCACUCCGAAUCAUCUUCGUAGUUGCUGGGCGAUAUUGCCCACAAAAUGACGGAGGGAGGGGGAGGAUUGAAACACUCUCAUUUCCACACUCGCCCCUCUCUCGAUAUUGGUCG
Messenger RNA from Polychytrium aggregatum, 1579 nucleotides. RefSeq names its product mitochondrial fission ELM1-domain-containing protein. The transcript is spliced from 11 exons. The record is from RefSeq and is a predicted model, not a curated record. The coding region runs from base 184 to 1446 and encodes 420 amino acids. Lineage: Eukaryota; Fungi; Chytridiomycota; Chytridiomycetes; Polychytriales.